Heteronotia binoei (common prickly gecko) is the source of this 2839-nucleotide messenger RNA. RefSeq names its product chromosome 20 C8orf33 homolog (gene C20H8orf33). The transcript is spliced from 9 exons. The coding region runs from base 195 to 1550 and encodes 451 amino acids. The record is from RefSeq and is a predicted model, not a curated record. Lineage: Eukaryota; Metazoa; Chordata; Lepidosauria; Squamata; Gekkonidae.
GAAGUCUUAAGCAUUAGAGGGAACAAAUACGGUGCCGGACACAGUCCGUCUUGUUCCCCCGCCGCCUUUUCCUAGGGCAGAACUCCCGUCCAAAUCGUGGCUUUUAGAUGCUGCUCUACCAUCUUGGUCUUCUGGGUGAAUGGUGAUUUAAGCUUUUGGGAGUUGGACAUAAGUUUGUAUUACCAGUUUUCCUAAUGGAAGAGGCUCCGCAAGACACGUUCCAGGAUGAGCUGGAGUGGUGCAUUUCCCAACUGGAGACUGGCCUCUUGCGUCUCCACCCAACUCCAGAGCAAGCGGCAGAGUCUCAGCGCAUCCUCAAGGUGCUGCGCUCGCGGAAGGCUCCUUCGGUGAAAAAACGGCAGGUGAUGCACCGGGUUUUUGGUGACUACCGGCUCAAGAUGGUGGAGGAGAGGAAGAGAACAGGCAAAGCAGCCGCGAAGUCCGAGAAGGUGCAAAUUCAGCCAGGAGAUGCUUUGGGGUCAGCCAGCGUGGUGUACAGGAAGCAAUCCGACCAGCCCUCUGAGGCUUCGUCAUGGUUUACUCCGUCCGAUAAUAGCUUUCAGUUUGGCUUCGAUCUUCCUGAGAGAGCCCCCGAAGAAAUAAGCAGGACCGCAGAAGAAGCAAACGGCGUGAUGGACGCCCAGGAGCAGUCGGCUAGUAGCAUUCCCUCCGCAGAAGAGGGCCAAUGGGAGAUGUUACACUUUCCCACUGGGAUGCAAGGGCCCGAGUUUGCUUUCAAUUUUAUCAUCCCUGAUGGUCUUCUGCCCCCUUCUGCCGCAGAUCCAAGUUUGGAGGAUACAGCAGAAGCAGCCACGGAAGAAGACACUCUCUUGAGAAAAGCCACGGAGAUGCCGGAGAGUUCAGUCUCCCUCAAGCCCAGUAGAUUGGAGGCAGGAAGUGGUAGUGAUCCAAGAGAUGAUGGAAAUCCUUCGCUGGAAGAAGCUGUCAUGGAAAAGAAAGAAACGGCUCAUAAAGAAGUGAACGCUGCAGCUGCUGGUGGAUCAUCCAAAAGGAAAAAGAGGAAAAAACAGUCCUCAAAGGUAGAGCCCCGCAAAAACGUAAAUGAAGAUAGACUCCAGGUCAAAGCCGCAUCUGACCAGACUGAGGUGUGUGAGCAGUCGGGCGAGCAGGUGAAGAGGGAGGUGGAGUGGUGCGUGGAGCAGCUGGAACUGGGGCUGAAGACUCAGAAGUCAUCUCCGAGGCAGACAGACGAGGCGCUGCGGGCCAUCAAGACGCUACGCAGCGAGAAAGCCGUGCUGGCCAAGAAGCGCCAGAUCAUGCGACUCAUGUUUGGCGAUUACAGGAAGAAAAUGGCAGAGGAAAGGCAGAAGCAGCUGAAGCUCAUGCAAGCAGCUUCAAAGGCGGGACGUAUUGCAGAAGUGACCGAAGACGCACGCCGAAAGAGCAGCACGGUUUUCAGGAAGUCGGACAAAGCGGCCGGGAAAAGUAAAAACCCCAAGGACCCUCUUCUCCGUUUUGCCGGAACAGCCAACACUUGCUCUUUUAGAUUCACACCGUCCCAAGAAGAGUUCCAGUUUAAUUUUUUCUAAGAACUCUACAUGAACGAUUGUGAGUUGGUUUUCAUCAGGUGCUGCGAAUUCCUGCUUUUUUAAAGAUUUUAACCUUAGCAGCACAAUAGCUUGUGAGGGAAGGGGGUGGUAUUCUGCUACAAUCUCGAGUGUCAAGUCCACGGUCGUUCAGCUGUCAACAUCAGACCUUGUAGUAAAUAGGUUUUAUUGAAAUACCGACUUCCGUAGGGCAAGACGGUUCUUGCAAAAACUGAGACCGAUUUCUCACUCACCCUGUUCCGGUCUCGUUGCUAAUUUUCGCUGCGGGGCUGCUGCUGGAUUUCGCACAAACUGCCCAAGCCGGCGAGUUGCCCAACCCCUUUUCAAGUUCCCUCUGCGGCAGACAGAAACCGGUUUUCAGAGGAUCCCGCCUGCUGCGGAGGGAACUUGAAGAGAGGCGGGGCAACUCGCUGGUCCGGGGCAGUUUGUGCAAAAUCCAGCAGCAGCCCCAAGGAAGAAAGUGAGAGUGGGGUAAGUUUAGUGAGAAAUCAGUCUGAUUCUGGCAGACUUUCACCCUGUACUUAUACCCUUUAUGAUGACUGUCAAACAUUUGAAUAAUGGCACCAAGCAAGCAAACCUCCCCUCCCACCAAAGUUCGGGUCCCAUAGCUCCCUUCUUUCUGCAGGUGCACACAUAAUCCCCAGAAGGCAGGCCUGUGACUUUGGCCAUCACUUCACUUGGUUACUACAAAGAUAACAGGGCAUUGCAAGCAAAGGUCAUACAGCAGGACUACAAUCAUGGCAAGAGGCACUCUUGUCAUCCAGUCUUUACAUCAAGGGUGCCCUGACUUGGAUAGCCCAGGCAAGCCUGAUCUCAGAAGCUGAGCAGGGCCAAGCCUGGCAAGUACUUGGAUCAGAGGCCUCCUUGGAAUACCAGGACCGGGAGGCAGAGGCAGGCUGGAUCAAGCCGCUUCUCUGAAGGUCCUCCAUGCCCCGGUAGGGGUCGCCUGAGGUCACCAUGACUUCCAGGCGUGCGCACACACACACACAAUAUAAAAAGGGGAGGCUUCUUUGAGCGGUACAGUAGGUAUCGUUAACCCAUCAUAAAAGGUCAAUUUACAAACAGAGGGAUAAAAGGGAAAUGGUAAGCAGUGAAAGAAACCAGCAUCCUGGGAAAGACAGCCGGUAAAGGGCGAAGACUCUUUGCUUUAAAUGUGCUCUCUUUGAAAGCUCUGUUUGAACUGUAGAGUGGGAGAAGAGAGGGGGGCAUGACAAUAACGAAAGCUGUAUUGAGUGAAGAACUACACGAGUCAAUAAAAAUGUCUGUAUGCA